Molecule: messenger RNA, 13583 nt
Organism: Mugil cephalus (flathead mullet)
Lineage: Eukaryota; Metazoa; Chordata; Actinopteri; Mugiliformes; Mugilidae
Gene: dync2h1
Product: cytoplasmic dynein 2 heavy chain 1
Exons: 97
Coding region: 102-13037 (4311 amino acids)
Biological process (GO): microtubule-based movement
Cellular component (GO): dynein complex
Molecular function (GO): ATP binding; dynein light intermediate chain binding; ATP hydrolysis activity
Source: RefSeq, a predicted model, not a curated record
CACGCUAGCAUUAGAGAACCUACGCAGACAUGGACUAAGUUGGCAGAACCUGCGAGAGUGCAACGUUAUUUCGCAAAAGGUACUUUGGGACCAGCUAAAAGAUGCCACUUGGUUCAGAUGAUGAUCGCAAGAAGUUUAUCUUGGCCACUACUGGAAACUUCUAUGGAAUAAAGCCUUUGUCCUCCUUGACUGAGAGCCCAGAGCUCAAUAACUUCUUGGACGAUGGGAAUGAAUUUGUCUUGUCUGUCGUCAGACGUGACAAUGAUCUUCACUUGUCAAAUAAGAUUGACACUAUGGGGGACAGCAGAGAGAAGGUGUUGGUGUUCUUCAAGCUGCAUCCCACCGUGAUCACGGAAGAUAACCUUCACCAGAGCCUCCUUGUGUCAUCCAUGCUGGAAUCCCCCAUCAGCACCCUCUAUCAGGCUGUCAAACAGGUUUUUGCCCCUGUACUCCUGAAGGAUGAACACUGGCGUUCAGCAUUUGACCCUAAGCUGGCAGACCUGCUGAGUGAACUGGAGUUAGGCCUCGGCACGGUGGUUCGCCAGUCUGGAGCAAAGUCUUUUGCCAUGAAGGGCCACAAGGAGGAAGAUGUUCUGGGCAUCUUAACUCCCAGUGAUGAGUUUCAGUACUGGAGCGAUCUCUCUGAGUCUUCAGAGAAAAGCAGCAUGAGAGAAAGGGCUACACAUUUCACUGAGCUCUUCAAAGCUAUACAGAAGGAGUAUGGUGGUCUGGACGGCUUGUCUAUGUUGGAUGUUGUGGAUCUGGUCGAGCAGAGUCGAGACACCCUGGAUGAUGUUUGGAGGCAGACGGAUUAUGAGCCUUACCCGGAGACACGCAUGGUCCGGCUCAUGGAUGCUAUUGGUGGAGCCUUGGGACGAUAUGUUCAGAGGAAGCUGAAAGGUCUUAAAAUCUUUGAAGAGCCAUUUGUUUUGGUUAGAGAGAACCUGAGAACAGGUAUUUCCAUCUGUGAGCAGUGGGUAGUAGCCUGUGAGCAUUUGACUGGACAGGUGUGGAAGAGGCAUGCUCCUCACCCCUGGAAGGGGACAAAGCACUGUCCGCAAACUCUGCAUUGCCUUGCAAAAAGGUUGAAUGAGGUAGUGACACUACGUAUAGUUCAUGAGAAACUGCUGUGUUUGCUACCAGGAGGGAAGCAGCAGGCUCUGACUUCAGGUCGUGUGUUUGAACCGUUCUCUGGACUCAGCCCUCUGCAUUACAACCCCUAUACUGAGCCUCUUUGGAGAGCAGCAGUGGCUCAGUUUGAGCGUCUAAUGGCUCCAUCAGAGCAGGAGGUCGCUGACAGGCUAAAGAGCUAUAUAGCUGAUGUGCAGGAUAACCCACAACAGCUUUUGCAGGUAUUCCAGAAGCAUAAGGAGUUGAUCAGACGUCCGACCAUCAGCAAAGAGCUGCAGUCGGAGAGAGAAACUCUACUAGCCAGACUACUAGACUACAACAAAGGCCUGAAGACUGACUUUGAGAGUCGUUGCCAUGGAGACCCUGGUGACAAGUCCGGACCACUCAUUGGCAGGAACCUUCCUGAGGUGGUCAACAAAAUAGUUUGGGUGCGACAGCUCUUACACAAGGUGGAAGACUCUGUCCGCAUAGCUGAGGCUCUGCUAUCAGACCUGUCUGGGUUCAAAGGGUACCUGCAUUUCUGUGAUGACCUGCUGGAGCUUCUGAGGGCAUACGAGCAAGAACAGUUUGAGGACUGGUCAAGAGAUAUUCUGUCUGAACUGGCUGAUCCAAAGUCAGGCAUCAGUCUUCAGGCCAGCAACCGCGUGAUGGACUUGGACCAUGUGGACGGCAGGCUGAAGAUCCAGUAUUCAGACAGACUGGUCAGUUUGCUCAGGGAGGUCAGGCAGCUCUCUGCUCUGGGCUUUCCCAUCCCAGCCAAGAUACAGCAGGCUGCCUAUACUGCAGACAAAUUCUACAGACAAGCCAUUGUCCUAAAACAGGUAGCCCAUUUUUACAACACCAUUGACCAACAGAUGAUUCCCUCUCAGAGACCUAUGAUGCUUGGACUAGCGCUGGCCUUUGAACAUGUGAUCAAGAAUCCUGGUUCUCAGUCAAAGGAAUCAGAUGGUAAACUGAAAAUCACCUGGGACAACCCCAAAGAGUUAGAAGUAUACAUUGCCAAACUGCAGUCCGCAGCUGAGAAACUCUCCACCGAGAACCGAAGGUUACGAAAAUGGCACACUGACUUCAUUGACAAGGUGGUGACAUUGAUGAAUGUUGACCUACUGAGACAUCAGCAGCGGUGGAAGGAUGGCCUGCAGGACCUACGUAUUGGCUUUGCCACUCUGGAGGCUCAGGGCUUCAGGUCUGAUGACAUGCGGGCCUGGCGUCAACACUGGAACCAUCAGCUGUACAAAGCUCUUGAGCACCAGUAUCAGACUGGAUUGGAAGCUCUGAACAAGAACUUGCCUGAAAUACACAUAGACCUCACUUUCAAGCAAGGACGUCUACAGUUCCGUCCACCGUUUGAGGAAGUACGAACACGUUAUUUUCGGGAGAUGAAACGUUUCAUCUCAAUCCCAAACCAGUUCAAAGGUGUUAGUGCCCAGGGGGAGGAGCUUAUCUUCAACGUCAUGAUUGAUAAAAAUGCUUCAGGGUUCCUCACCAUUUUCAGCAAGGCCGAGGACCUCUUCAGCCGCCUGAAGGCAAUACAACACAAGUUCAAGGAGUGGGUGGUUCUGGGCCAGGUGGAUUUAGAGAAGUUAGUGGAGAAGCAUCUGAGUUUCAUGCAGGACUGGGAGAGAAAUUUCAAGGCCCUGAAAGCCAGAGGAAAAGAGUCAGAACGUCUGCCCAGUCAGGAGAAGGUAGACUGCAUCACAGUCAACUGUGAGCCUGUAAAAGCAGCCAUUGAUGACCUUAUCCAGAAGCUGUUUGACAUGCUGCUCUUAUCACUGAGGAAGUCUAUACAAGGCCACACACAAGCCAUAGACAGUUUUGUGUCAGAAUCAAUGGAGGCCUUGUCUGCACGACCAGAGAGCAUGGAGGACAUCGGUGCGGCCAAUGGCACAUAUUGCCAGAUUCUUGCCCGCAAACCUGAAAUCCUGCCUCAGUUUCAGUAUGCUGAGGAGAAGAACCGAUUGCUGCGUGCUGUGGCUGGGGCUGGCCUAGACUCUCUGUCCUCAUUAAGAUCCAAGUGGGACAAAUUGGAGCUUGUAAUGGAAAGCCACCAGCUUAUGAUCAAAGAACAGGUGGAGGUGAUGCGAAGUAAUGCGACAGGUCGUAUCAAUGCCUACAUGGUGGAUCUGGAGCGGUUUAAGGCACGCUGGGACCAGCUUAAACCUAAAGAUGACAUUCUUGAGAGUGGCGAUCUCGCUGCCUUACUUGCGUGUCUCCAAACCAUCAGGGACAAGCAGCAAGAGUUCCAGGAGCUGGAGCUUGUGCGCAGUAAACUGCUUGAGGACUGUACCUAUUUUAACCUGGAGGCUCCAGACUUCUGUCUAGCAGAAAAGACAAAAAGAGACAUUGAGGAGUACAGCCAAAUGUGGGGUUUGUAUGAGGACUGGCGACAGGGCUUAACAGAAAAGGCCCAGGAGGACUGGAUCAUAUUCAGGAGUAAAACGUAUGUGUUUGAAGAGUUUCUAUUUACGUGGCAGGACAGACUAAGGAAACUGGAGCAGCCUACUGCCAUUUCAGUUAAACUACAAGGGGAAGUGGAUAAAUACAAGAACAUGGUACCAGUGCUAAAGUAUGUACGCGGGGAACACCUCUCUCAGGACCACUGGUUGGACAUGUUCCGUUUGUUGGGUCUCCCAAGAGGGACAACCUUGGAGAGCCUUACCUUUGAUGACCUUCUUGGUGUGGCAGAUAACGUCAUUGAGAAGGCGCUGGAACUCAAGGAUUUGAACAGUCGGGCUCAGGCGGAGGUAACGAUCAGAGAAGCACUCAGGGAGCUGGAUCUGUGGGGAGCAGCAGCUGCCUUCACCCUAACUGAGUAUACAGACAGCGGUGGGCGCAACCUUGCCCUCAUCAAGGACUGGAAGGACAUAGUCAACCAGGUGGGAGAUAACCGCUGUCUGCUGCAGUCACUGAAAGACUCUCCCUACUACCGCAGCUUCCAGGACAAGGUGAGUUUGUGGGAGGUUCGUCUAUCGGACUUAGAUGAGUACCUGCUCAGUCUGAAUGCCAUCCAGAGGCGCUGGGUGUAUCUAGAGCCUAUUUUUGGAAGAGGAGCUUUGCCCCGUGAGGAGGCCCGCUUCAAACGAGUUGAUGAAGACUUCAGAUCUAUAAUGUCAGAUAUCCAGAGGGACAACAGAGUAGUUUCUCUGAGCUCUAGGGCUGGCAUCAGAAGCUCUUUGGUCACUAUACUGGAUCAACUCCAACGCUGCCAAAAGUCACUCAAUGAGUUCCUGGAGGAGAAACGUUCUGCCUUUCCACGAUUCUACUUCAUAGGGGAUGACGAUCUGUUAGAGAUUCUUGGACAGGCAACCAACCCCAGUGUCAUCCAGUCACACCUCAAGAAACUCUUUGCAGGCAUCCACAAUGUUAUGUUUGACGAACAGUGCCAGCACAUUGUGGCUAUGUGUUCUUUGGAAGGAGAAACAGUGCCACUUAAAAACCUUGUACGCAUUUCCAGCCAUGUGGAGGUGUGGUUAAAUGAGCUGUCUGUUGAGAUGAAGGAGACUCUGAAGCACCUACUGUAUGAAUGUGUGACAGCAGGAAGAAAAGGAGAGGUGGACCCCUCACGCUAUCCAUCACAGAUCUUAUGUUUGGCUGAGCAAAUCCAGUUCACUGAAGAUGUGGAAAGAUCUCUAAAAGAACAAAAUCUGCAGCAGUUGGAGAUCGAGCUGACUGGCAAACUGGAACACUACACUACAGUGGACACUAGCUCUGAUGACCACAAUAACACAGAGUCCAGUGUCCUGCAGCUGAAGCUGAAGGCCUUAAUCCUGGAUAUCAUCCAUAACAUCAGUGUGGUGAAGCAGCUUAACCAAGCAGGCAUUUCCAGUAUUGAGGCCUGGGCCUGGAAGAAGCAGCUUCGCUUCUAUAUGGCACCAGACAAAUGCUGCCACAUACACAUGGUGGAUGCACAGUUCAACUAUACUUAUGAAUACCAGGGGAAUGCGGCUAAGCUGGUGCACACUCCACUGACUGAUAAGUGCUACCUGACUCUGACCCAGGCCAUGAAGAUGGGGCUUGGGGGCAACCCCUAUGGGCCAGCUGGCACAGGCAAGACUGAGUCGGUCAAAGCCUUAGGGGGUCUGUUCGGACGCCAAGUGCUGGUGUUCAACUGUGAUGAGGGAAUCGAUGUGAAGUCAAUGGGCCGAAUAUUUGUGGGGUUGGUGAAGUGUGGAGCAUGGGGCUGCUUUGACGAGUUUAAUCGUUUAGAGGAAGCAGUUUUAUCUGCAGUUUCCAUGCAGAUUCAAGCCAUUCAAGACUCCCUCAAACAUCACAAAGCAACAUGUGAACUGCUGGGAAAAGAGGUGGAAUUAGACCCAAACUCUGGGGUGUUUAUUACAUUAAACCCAGCAGGAAAAGGCUAUGGAGGCAGGCAGAAACUUCCAGACAACCUCAAGCAGCUGUUCAGACCUGUGGCCAUGAGCAGGCCAGACAAUGAGCUCAUUGCUGAAGUCAUCCUCUACUCUGAAGGUUUCAAAAAUGGAGAAAUACUGGGACGCAAACUGGUUGCAAUCUUCAACCUGGCCAGAGAGUUGCUGACUCCCCAGCAGCACUAUGACUGGGGUUUGCGUGCUUUGAAGACAGUGCUGAAGGCCUGUGGCAGUCUUUUGCAGCAACAGAGGAGGAGUCAUGACAAAGGCAAGAUCCAGGAGAGUAGUCUGGUAGUGCAGGCCCUGAGACUGAACACCAUGUCCAAGCUGACAUUUGCUGAUAGCUCUCGGUUUGAUGCUCUGGUGAGAGAUGUCUUCUCUGGGGUUAAUUUCACUGAUGUGGAGGACCAGAUACUAAUGCACGCUCUGGAACAAGUCUUCAAAGAUGCACAGCUUGAACUGAUACCUAGUCAGCUGAAGAAGGCACUGGAACUGAAUGAACAGCUCAGACAGCGUAUGGGUGUAGUGAUUGUAGGGCCAAGUGGAGCGGGCAAGUCCACACUGUGGAGGACGCUCAGAGCUGCUCUUGGCAAGACAGGCAAAGUGGUGAAACAGUACACAAUGAAUCCUAAGGCCAUGCCCAGACAGCAGCUGUUGGGACAUAUAGACAUGGACACCAGAGAGUGGGCUGAUGGCGUCCUCACACACAGUGCCAGGAAUGUGGUCAAAGAACCACAGGAGGUGAACUCCUGGAUUGUGUGUGAUGGUGACAUCGACCCAGAGUGGAUUGAGAGUCUGAACUCUGUGCUUGAUGAUAACCGUCUGUUAACCAUGCCUAGCGGAGAGCGAAUCCAGUUUGGACCCAAUGUUAAUUUCCUGUUUGAGACUCACGACCUCAGCUGCGCCUCACCGGCGACCAUAUCCCGCAUGGGUAUGAUCUUUCUCAGUGAUGAAGACAUUGACGUGGGUGCCUUGGUGAAGUCUUGGUUGAGGGGUCAGCCUGAGGAAUGUCGCAGCAACCUUGAAAACUGGCUGGGAGACUAUUUCCAAAGAGCCCUGGACUGGGCUCUCAAACAGAAUGACUUUGUGGUGGAAACUACUCUGGUGGGUACAGUGUUGAAUUGCCUGUCGCACCUCAGCGCUGUGACGGAGAGAGGGCAGUUCAUCAUUGGUCUUCUUAGAGGCAUGGGAGGAAAUCUUAACAUAAAAACACGACAAGAGUUUGCCAAGGAGUUGCUGAGCUGGGCCAGGGAAAGUCCACCAGACCCCAGAAAACCACUAGAUACCUACUAUGACUCUGACAGUGGCCACCUAGCAGCAUAUAGGUUCCAAUGUCCCGAGGGUCUCAUACUGGAGCAGUUCUCUCACACACACAUGCUACCUGUCAUUGAGACUACAGGCAUGCAGAGAGGUCUGCACGGUUUCUCCCCAUGGCUCACUGCUCAGCACAGGCAGCCUUUCAUGGUGGUUGGGCCUGAGGGCUGUGGAAAAGGCAUGCUCCUGCGUUACGCCUUCUCUCGGCUGCGUUCCACCCAAGUGGCUGUGAUUCACUGCAGUGCCCAGACCUCAUCUCGACAUGUCUUGCAGAAGCUCAGCCAGACAUGCCUGUUGCUCAGCUCUAACACUGGCCGAGUGUUCAGACCCAAGGACUGUGAGAACCUGGUCCUUUACUUAAAGGAUAUCAAUCUACCCAAACCGGACAAAUGGGGGACCAGCAACCUUACUGCCUUCCUCCAACAGGUGUUGACAUAUAAGGGAUUCUAUGAUGAAAAUCUGGAGUGGGUGAGUCUCGAGAACAUUCAGGUGGUGGCCUCCAUGUCAACAGGGGGAGCUGUUGGGAGCCAUUCACUCAACUCCCGCUUCUCAUCUAUAGUACGCAUCUGCACCAUAGACUAUCCUGACAGGGAGCAACUGCAGACUAUCUACUCGUCUUACCUGCAGCCAGUUCUCCAGCAUAGCCUGGGCAGCCAGGCAGCCUGGGCCAGCACAGGGAAAACACAUCAGCUGGCUGGGUCUCUUGUGCAGCUCUAUGAACAGGUGAAAGCCAAGUUUACAGUGGAUGAUCACAGCCACUACCUGUUUACUCCUUGUAUUCUCACCGAAUGGGUCCUCAGCCUUCUGCGAUACGACCUCACUGCAGCUCAAUCUAACGUGACAGAUAGCGUGUUGGAGGUGGUCGCAUACGAGGCCAGGAGACUCUUCAGAGACCGGCUAGUUUCCCCCAAAGACCUUCACACCUUUGAUAACAUCCUCUCCUCCAUCAUACGGGGUGACUGGGGCUCCGAUGCUCUAGACAACAUGACUGAUGGUUUCUAUGUGACAUGGGGAGCCUCUGAGGCGACUGUGAUGGCUCCAGGCCAGUCUCUGCCGCCUCAUGGUAAACAGCUGGGACGCCUGGAUGUGGCUGACCUAAAGCAAGUUAUACAGAAGGGAGUGGUGCUGUACAGUCGUGAUAACAGAGAGCUGGAUCUCCUGCUGUUCUGGGAAGUGUGCGACUUUGUGUCCAGGGUGGAUCGAGUCCUGAGCCGACCUGGUGGCUCUCUGUUGCUGGCGGGCCGGAGUGGAGUGGGUCGACACACAGCCACAUGCCUAGUGUCACACAUGCACGGAUACACGCUGUUCUCUCCCAAAAUUUCCCGUGGUUACUCUCUUAAGCAUUUCAACAAUGAUCUCAAGAUGGUAAUGCAGCUGACAGGUCUGGAAGGUCAACAGGUGGUCCUACUUUUGGAGGACUAUCAGUUUGUCCAUCCAGCUUUCUUAGAGAUGGUGAACAGCCUCCUGUCAUCAGGUGAAGUUCCAGGUUUGUAUACCCCAGAGGAACUGGAGCCUUUGCUUUCCUCCCUCAAAGAUGCUGCUUCCCAGGAUGGAUUCACUGGACCACUCUACAACUACUUUUCCUAUAGAAUCCAACAGAACCUCCACAUUGUUCUGAUCAUGGACAGCUCCAACUCUAACUUCACCAUCAACUGUGAGAGCAACCCAGCUUUUUACCGCAAGUCCUCUGUCCAGUGGAUGGAAGGAUGGUCUGAAAGCAGCAUGAAGAAGAUUCCCGAGCUGCUCCUGGCAAAAACUGAGGCAGGAGGGGAGGAGAGUGACAGAGAAAAAAGCACUAAGAAGAAAAGCUCAGGGUCUGGACAGGGAGACCUGUGCCGUUUGUUCCUUAUGGUCCAUGAGUCAUGUAGACAACAUGGUGCAACACCUAGUCAGUACAUGGCCUUUCUGCAUGUUUACACAGCUUUGUAUAGUCGCAAGCAAACCCAGCUGACAACCAGACAACAGCAUCUACAGGCUGGCGUGUCUAAGCUGAAUGAAGCUAAAGCACUGGUUGAUGAUUUGAAGAGGCGAGCUGCAGAGCAAAGUGCACUGCUGAAGACUAAACAACAGGAGGCAGAUUCUGCCUUGCAGGAAAUCACCACCUCCAUGCAGAACGCCAGUGACCAGAAGACAGAAAUGGAAAAAAUAAAGGGGAAAAUGGCUCAAGAAGUGUCCAAGAUUGAAGAGAGAAAAGCCAAAAUAGACGACGAGCUGAAGGAAGUACAGCCUUUGGUAGAUGAAGCAAAGCGUGCUGUUGGAAACAUCAAGCCCGAAGCUCUGUCUGAGAUCCGCUCCCUCCGCAUGCCCCCUGAUGUCAUCAGAGACAUACUGGAGGGCGUCCUUAGACUGAUGGGCAUUUUUGACACCUCCUGGGUCAGCAUGAAGAGCUUUCUGGCUAAGCGCGGUGUGAGGGAGGACAUAGCUACACUGGAGGCCAGGAACAUCACACCUGAGAUCCGCCAGAGUGUGGAAGAGCUGCUCAGCAAGAACAAGGCUUCCUUCGACCCCAAGAAUGCAAAACGUGCAAGUGCGGCAGCUGCUCCUCUGGCUGCAUGGGUCAAAGCCAACGUCCAGUACUCACUCGUCCUAGAGAAGAUAGAGCCACUGGAAAGAGAGCAGGCCGGACUACUGGAAAACCUCCGGAAAACCGAGAGUAGGAAGAAUAAACUAGAAGACCAGCUGAACUCUGUUGGAGCCAAAGUCAACGAACUGAAAGAAAAGUUUCAGUGUCAUACUGCAGAGGCAGCCAAGUUGGAGGCUGAGGUGACAAAAGCUCAGGACACGAUCACUGCUGCCCAGCAGCUCAUAUCACAGCUGGACGGAGAACACACACGGUGGAAUGUGCAGAUGUCCGAGAUAAAGAAUGAGUUGGAUACGCUUCCUAAUAGGGCCUUGCUUGCUGCAGCUUUCAUCACCUAUUUGUCUGCAGCCUCUGAAGACCGUAGAAGACACUGUCUGGAGACUUGGAUGGCUCAAUCUGGACUAGAGAAGUUUGAUUUACGUUCAUUCCUGUGCUCGGAGAGUGAGCAGUUGAUCUGGAAGAGUCAAGGUCUGCCAUCAGACGACCUCUCCAUGGAGAACGCACUGGUCAUACUACAGAUCAAUGAACACAAGUUAAAGAGUGUUGCCUGUCCUUUCCUGAUUGAUCCAUCAUCUCGAGCUACAGAGUGGUUAUGCACACAUCUCAAAGAGCACAGACUAGAGGUCAUCAACCAGCAGGACAGUAACUUCAUGACAUCCUUGGAGCUGGCAGUAAGAUUUGGAAAAACCCUUAUCAUCCAAGAGAUGGAUGGAGUUGAACCUGUGCUCUAUCCACUGCUGAAGAAGGACCUCAUAGCUCAGGGUCCCAGAUAUGUGGUUCAGAUAGGGGACAAGGUUAUUGAUUACAAUGAGGACUUCCGUCUCUUCCUGGCAACACGGAAUCCCAGUCCCUUCAUCCCUCCUGAUGCUGUUUCCGUGGUGACAGAGGUCAACUUCACUACCACCAGGGCGGGCUUGCGAGGACAGCUGCUAGCCUUGACCAUCCAGGAGGAGAAGCCAGAACUGGAGACUGAGAAAACAAGACUGCUACAACAAGAGGAAGACAAGAAGAUACAGCUGGCUCAGUUGGAAGAAUCCUUGUUAGAGACCUUGGCUACAGCUCAGGGUAAUAUUCUGGAGAACAGGGAGCUGAUAGACAGCCUGAACCAGACCAAGGCAAGCAGUGCUUUGAUCCAGGAGUCAUUACUGGAGUCACACAGGCUGCAGGCAUCCUUGGACCAGGAGCGAGAUGCCUACCUGCCUCUUGCAGAGAGUGCUAGCAAGAUGUAUUUUAUCAUCACAGACCUGUCGAAGAUCAACAACAUGUACCGCUUCAGCCUGGCUUCUUUUCUGCGCCUCUUCCAAAGGGCUCUUCAGGCCAAGAAGGAAGAGGAGAACACUGAAGCCAGGAUUGCUGCUUUAGAGGCCAACUUGAAGAAUAUGGUGUAUGAGUAUGUCUGCCGGUCACUUUUCAAGGCUGACCAGUUGAUGUUUGCUAUGCACUUUGUGAAAGGCAUGUACCCUGAACUUUUCCAGGAGAAUGAAUGGAAUGUCUUCACUGGAUCCAUCGUAGGAGAAAUGUUUAAGAAAGAAGAGUUCCCUUCUUGGAUUGAUCCGGAGAGACAUGGAGCAGUGGCCAUUUUAAAAGCUACAUUCCCAGCUCUCUACCAGACCCUGUGUUUGAGCGACUCAGAUCUUUGGCUGUCCUUCUUGCAGAGCUCACAGUGUGAACAGGAAAUCCCAUCCUCCAUUGCCAAGAAGAUUACUUCCUUCCAACAGCUGCUUUUGGUUCAGGCAGUCAGACCAGACCGACUACAGAGUUCUAUGACAGCCUUUGCCUCCCAAGCCCUAGGUAUGAAAGAGCUCUCCCCCCCUCCUCUGAAUCUGCGGCGUCUCUACACCGAGACAACGGAAUGGGAGCCAGUGUUGAUCAUCAUCUCUCCAGGGGCAGACCCAUCCCAGGAGCUUGCAGAACUAGCAGCAGAAACAGUUGGCAGAGACAACUAUCAUGAGAUCUCCAUGGGUCAGGGACAGGCUGAUGUGGCCUUAGCCACCCUUAGAGAAUGCUCCCGAAAUGGAGACUGGCUUUGCCUGAAAAAUCUUCACCUUGUUACUACAUGGCUGCCCCUCCUGGAAAAAGAAUUGAACAUGCUGCGUCCCAAAGUGGGCUUCCGUCUCUGGCUGACAGCGGAAGUUCACCCCAGAUUUCCUCCCAUACUGCUGCAGUCCAGUCUUAAAAUCACAUAUGAGGCACCUCCAGGGUUGAAGAAGAAUCUACUGAGAACAUAUGAGUCCUGGACUCCAGAGCAGAUCAGUAAAGGAGGCGUUCUGGCCAGAGCUCAAUCUCUGUUCUGUCUGGCUUGGUUCCACGCUGUCUGUCAAGAAAGACGAAACUAUAUACCUCAGGGUUGGACUAAAUUCUACGAGUUUUCUUUGUCAGAUCUCCGUGCUGGCUUUGAGAUCAUCGACAGGCUUUUUGAAGGUGGUAAACUUUUCCAAUGGGAGUUCGUCCAUGGCCUUUUGGAGAGUGCUAUCUACGGCGGACGCAUUGACAAUCCCUCUGACCUUCGCAUCCUACGCUCCUACCUUGAGCAGUUCUUCUCUGCACGUCUCCUUUCAUCCUCCCUCUCAGCGGGACAGAGAAAGAGCAGAGGAGGAGGAACACGAUUGUUUCCUUCUCAGAUUAGCCUCCCGAACUCUUGCUCCAUAUUGGACUACCGCAGUGUGAUACAGAAUCUCCCAGAGGAUGACAGGCCUGCGUUCUUUGGUCUGCCUGCCAACAUAGAGAGAUCCUCCCAGAGAAUCAUCAGCUCUCAGGUAAUCUCCCAACUGCGCAUCCUUGGCCGCUUGGUAGCAACAGGUUCAAAGUUUGACAGAGAGCUCUGGUCAACUGGACUUUCACCUAUUCUGAACUUGUGGAAGAAACUCAACCAGGGUUCUACACUUAUUCAUCAGAAGGCGGAUCCACCUACAGAAGGUCAGGGGUCACCGGUCAUGUCAUUCAUUGCUCUGGAGCAAUUCAAUGCCAUCCGCUUGGUCCAGAGUAUCCACCACUCCUUGGCUGCACUGAGUAAGGUCAUCAGAGGGACUCAGCUGUUAACUCCAGAUGUACAGAAGCUGGCCACUGCCCUGCUAAAUCAAGAGUGUCCUCUAACAUGGCAAAACAAAUGGGAAGGACCAGAGGAGCCAAUGCAGUACCUCAGAGCUAUAGUAACACGGGCUCUCGCUAUACAGAGUUGGGUGGACCGUGCAAGCAGACAAGCUCUUCUCUCAGACACCCUAGAUUUAUCUGAGCUCUUCCACCCAGACACCUUCCUCAAUGCUUUGAGACAGGAAACUGCCAGGUCCAUGGGCUGUUCCAUGGAUAGUUUGGUGUUUGCGUCAUCUUGGAGAAGUCCAAUAGCACAAGCCAAGCUGCAAGUCAAGGUUGGAGGUCUCCAGCUGGAAGGUUGUAGUUUUGAUGGUGUGCAUCUUUGUGAGAACCAACAUGAUUCUCCCAGUGUGUCAGCGGUCCCACCGUGCUACAUGGCCUGGGUUCCACAGAACUCUGCUGCUGACUCCACUGCAUCAGAGGAAAGUAUCUGGCUGCCCCUGUAUACCAGCUCAGAGAGGGUGAAGGUGGUCACACACAUCUCUCUCCCCUGCGGACCAAACCCCAACCAGUGGAUACAGACCGGAGCUGCUCUCUUUCUCAAACAACAGUGAAAGGACAUUAUGUGGGUGAAGCUAGACACAUAGAGACGGCAAUGAUGGGGUUUUUGUGAUCACUGUAAACCUCGGGUACAGAUGAUGACAGGCAGUUUUGGCUGGAAAUAAUUAGAAAUGUCUAAAAUGUGACGGACACUGACAUUUUCUCACUAAGCACCUUACCUUGUAGACCCAGAACUUUCAAACACAUAUUUUAUGUCACUGUCAUUUGCAUUAUAUGGUAAAAGCAUGGAAUCUGAAGUGGUCUUUGAUUUUAUAAUAACACACGUUUUUGUUGCUUUCAUGCAUUAUUUAGAUCCAAGGGUGUAACAAGCUUGUUACUUCUUAGCUCUCUUACAGUAAGUCUCAUGAAACACUACUCCAUUCAUUUUGUACACUACAUAAUAUAGUUUCAAUUGUAUAUCAGAGAUUCUUGUUUUUUUUAGCAGAACAAGAACACUGUUCUGAUGUCAUGCUGCAUUACACAGUGAACUUAAGGCCUGGAUUAUAUCUGUGUGUAUUUUUGGAAAUUAUUUAUUCAAAAUAAAGCUAAAAUAGAUGUUG